UUGCAGCCGAUUGGCUCGAAUUCCAUCCUUAGCACAGCACUACUUAUUGACAGUUGCGAUGUUUGCGAUCUUAAAUCUGAUGUUUCCAGGGUCUGAACAGCUACCACAGUCGAACUGAGGGCUGCAGCAGAGAAAAAUGCCACGAACUAUUUUCCGUAAAGCCUGGUCCUCUGAUGAAAAGCUUGAUGGGAAAACUGUGCUGAUCACAGGUGCCAACACUGGCAUAGGUAAAGAAACUGCCAAAGACCUGGCAAAGAGAGGGGCAAGGGUCAUCAUCGCAUGCAGGGACAUGGAGAAAGCACAGGAGGCCAUGAAAGAAGUCAUCGAAACCUCAGGCAACGACAACGUCAAGUGCAUGAAACUGGACUUGUCUGACACCAAGUCCAUAAGAGAAUUUGCUGAAGCCUUCAACAGAGAUGAACCAAAACUCAACAUCCUCAUCAACAACGCCGGAGUGAUGAUCUGUCCAUAUGGGAAAACUGCAGACGGCUUUGAGACGCAGAUUGGUGUUAAUCACUUGGGUCAUUUUCUGUUGACACACUUGUUGUUUGACCUGAUUAAAAGAUCAGCGCCAGCAAGGAUCGUCAUCGUGUCCUCUGUGGCUCACGUUUUGGGCUCCAUCAAUCUGGAGGACCUCAACAGUGAGAAGAGCUAUGACAAAGCCAGAGCUUAUUCCCAGAGCAAGCUGGCCAACGUCCUCUUCUCCCGCUCACUGGCUAAGCGACUGGAGGGCACAGGUGUGACAACUUACUCUCUCCAUCCUGGUGCUGUUAAGACCGAUUUGCAGCGUCAUGCGAAAGGGGGCUGGUCAUUUCUCCUGUCACUCUCUAGGCCUUUCUUUAAAAACGCUGUCCAGGGAGCUCAGACGUCAAUCUACUGCGCCGUGGAACCGUCACUGGAGAAUGAGACUGGUCUAUACUACAGUGACUGUGCUCGUACCAGCUGCUCCUCUGCUGGUAAAGACGACGACAUGGCCCAGAAGCUGUGGGAGCUGAGCUGCCGUAUGCUGAACAUAACAUGGGACUAAACCAACCUGGAGGGAAAAGAAAGUCUUUAGAGUUCCUCUGCUAACUGAUGCACUGAUGUCAGAUUUCAGUACUACUUCCAACCAGGAAAUAAGGUGCGAAAGAGGUGCAUUCAGUCUCAUGUUUUUUCCAACAAUUGUUGUAUAUGUAUGUUUUCCAUAAUAACCGUAAUUUAUCAGUUUAAGUGUCUGUUUUGUGUAACGUUUAUGAUUAUGGUGUAUGCAAUUCACUGUAAGCUUAAGUAACAUUUUAUUCAUUUUGAUGAAAGCUGUGCAAAGGUUAUUUUAAUGCAAUAAGUGUAAUAAUUUAUUAAUAAACUUCACUGAAUCAGACCACA
Messenger RNA from Acanthochromis polyacanthus (spiny chromis), 1362 nucleotides. Its product is annotated as retinol dehydrogenase 12-like. Lineage: Eukaryota; Metazoa; Chordata; Actinopteri; Pomacentridae. Bases 137 to 1027 code for a protein of 296 amino acids. The transcript is spliced from 7 exons. The record is from RefSeq and is a predicted model, not a curated record.